AUGCUUCGGAUACCCUUACUACUACUAUUUUGUCUCUGGACAACUACAAUCCAUGCUCAAACUAUGUCCAAAACUAUAAUCGAUUUCUGCUCUCCCACCGAUCCAAGUUCGUGUGGUGUCGGUGGAAAAUGUGUGGAACUUUCAUUGGGAAAUCGUUGUGAAUGUCCGAAUGGAUUUAUGGGAAGACAGUGCCAGAGGCCAUGCCAAGAUGUUUACAAAAGUUGUGCUCGAUGGAAAUCCGAGGAACGAUGUCAUUGGACUCGUCCCAUUUCCCCAUUCUUUGCAGACAACUGUGCACUUUCUUGUGGUCAAUGCAGGAAUAACGGGAAACAACUGGCUCUGGCCUUACCACCAAUUCUCGACAAUAUCGAGUGGUUUGUCGGUAGAUGGGAGUCAAGAACAAGUGCUCCGUACAGAUUCCCUGAACCAAUGUCCGGUCCUUACAAGGAGAUUCUGGAUGUCCAAAUAUCCGAAGUACCCGCUUUCGACAGGCCGCCCGUCAAUAUUUCAAUUCGUGCGGAAAGUCUCGAUGGAACAGAUGUUCACGUGGAAUUCGGAUUUCUGACGUCGAAGCCAUUCCACGAGGAUACUGGAUUUGUUGAGUUGAACAAACCAGAUACUGGGGAUGAUUUGGUUUCAAUUGAGUUGGUUACUAACACUGGUCUCAUGUUAAUCGAAGAAGGCACAGUCCGUGGAACCCAAAUCCGUUUAGAGACCAAAUACAAAAAAGCGAUGCCAGGAGUAUUCAGAAAUGAAAUUGUCAAAUCGAAGAGAAUGUUCAAUUUGAUAAACCCGAAUUCUCUGGAGGAGAGAGUGGUUACUGUGGAUUCAAGAGGUGUCACAAGCAAGUGGUUGAAGAGAUACAAGAAAGUGUUCAACUACAUGACAGACCUGAUACCGACCCCAAUUGAGAAAAAGAAGAAGAAAUCGUUUUAA
Molecule: messenger RNA, 936 nt
Organism: Caenorhabditis remanei
Lineage: Eukaryota; Metazoa; Nematoda; Chromadorea; Rhabditida; Rhabditidae
Exons: 8
Coding region: 1-936 (311 amino acids)
Source: RefSeq, a predicted model, not a curated record